CCCAUGGCAUGAGUGGACGACGACAAGUAGCCUAGCCUACAAUCACACAUUGAAAUACGAAAAUAAUCAUAGAUGCUCCUGACGUAGAUGCUCACUUCCUCAGUUAAAAGUAUUCUUUUCGUGUGAGCUCGUAGACUUGUAUUUACAACGCUGACCGAGAGAGAGACAGAAGAGAAAGGAGAGGGGGCAAAUUCGCGUGAGAUAUAGCCAACAACCUUAUGACAAGCUUCACUCCGCUUUUGUGAAUUAUCUAGUAUUAGUAACGAUAGAGCGCGCACGUUUCAGAUAAUUUCUUUGUAUCGUAUAUUUUCACUGUCCAAGUAACUUAAUUUAAAAGGAAAGCCGUAACUUCGUAGGGAAUUGGCGUUAAGAGUUGCAGAGAAGACAUCUUCUUACUUCGAGUGGGAUAAAACCAACCAUGGUGAUCAAAGUUUACAUAGCAUCUUCCUCUGGAUCGAGUGCGAUCAAGAAGCAGCAACAAGAUGUCAUCGGUUUCCUUGCGGCCAACAAGAUUGAGUUUGAGGAGUGUGAUAUUGUCGUCAGCGAGGACAACAGGAAGUGGAUGCGGGAGAAUAUUCCAGAGAACAGCCGGCCGAGCACUGGGAAUCCUCUGCCCCCACAGAUCUUCAAUGAAGAGCAGUAUUGUGGGAAUUAUGAAGCGUUUUUUGACGCCCGAGAGGACCGUGCCGUCUAUGCCUUUUUAGGCCUGACUGCUCCUCCUGGAUCCAAGGAAGCAGAGGCCCUGGCUCGACGAGAACAGCAGCAGUGAUGGACAGUGCCUUCUCCACUCUUGAGCGCCCUCUCCUGUCAGCCUCCGCAACUUCACCCACGCGCCUGUGCUUCCUGCAAAAACAUUUCCCGGAAGACGGUACCAAUCGUGACAAUGUCGCCAGGGGCCAAAACAAUUCAGCAGCUUAUUUCUCAUGUAUUUAAUAGUGCUAGAUUUUGUGUACCAUACAUUCUGUCAUUUCAACAGUCUCUUGUCUGAUAUUGGGAUCACUUUCCUAUAGGAAUGGGACAAGGUUCAUGUCGUACCGAUGACUGUUUCUUUACUGCAAAUCUUUAGCAAGGCUGAUUCAAUCUCCUCAACCACACGUGUGCACAUGCACACACAUUUAUACAGUGGAUGGUCAUCGUAAUGUCUUAUAAUUGAACGUAAUAAUGCAUAUUAGAUUGUAUUAUUUUUAAAUAUUACUGUGUAAAGGACAUUGAAUGUUGGCACUGAAAUGUGCAUAACUCAUUUUUAGUUAACGCCUAGGUGCCUUUGCUUUUCUCCGAGACUGUAAGCCUGUUUUUCUGAGACUCUAAACCUGUCCUAAUAUGCUCCUGUCUACCGUUUAGCACAUUGUCUAUGCAAUAAAGAACAAACAUGCCAAAA
Messenger RNA from Conger conger (European conger), 1378 nucleotides. RefSeq names its product adapter SH3BGRL-like. NCBI's taxonomy places the organism in Eukaryota, Metazoa, Chordata, Actinopteri, Anguilliformes, Congridae. The record is from RefSeq and is a predicted model, not a curated record. The coding region runs from base 419 to 769 and encodes 116 amino acids. Gene Ontology annotation, cellular component: cytoplasm. The transcript has 4 exons.